AUGAAGUUCUUCGAGAACAUUUAUACCUACGAUUAUUCCUUCCCGGCCGUUUCCCUCGCCUACUUCCUGCGCUACCCGAACCCGUACUCCAGACACGUUCUGACCACCGAUGUCAUUGAUCGCUAUGUCGACCCGAAGACUCACCGUCUCCAUACGACGCGCAUCCACUUGAAGAAAUCAAAGGUGCCCUCGGGGAUCCUGAAGCUUCUUCCAAAGGGCAUUGGUGGUUCCGACAAUUCCGGGCAGAGCUAUAUUUUGGAAACGACCGUUGUUGACGUGAAGGAAGGCUGGAUGGAGUCGGAAUCGCGAAAUAUGGAGUGGACAGGCAUUCUUAGUGUGGUGGAAAAGCAACACUAUCAACGUCAACCCCUGGAAGGCGCUUUUCAGAAGCUCGAGGGCCUCUCACUCGAUGACAAGCGAAACGAGCAAACCACAGUCAAGACAACUGUCACCUUCCGCUCGCGGUUCGGACAAGGAAAGCUUCUCGGACGCCGGAAAACCGAAGGAGAAUGCGAAGAGGAGUCCCCAAAGCGGGGAUUCUUCACAUCACUGUCAACUGCCGGUAUCCAGCGCACCAUUGAAUUGAUUGGCUUGAACCGCACGCGGGAUGCCAUCCUCAAGAGCAAGCAAGGAAUGAAUGUCGUCCUCGAACGUCUACGCAGCGGUGGCAUUGUUGGAGUUCUCGAAGGCAUGCGCGAGGACCGCGAGGCAACCGUACUCGGAGAGGGUCCCUGGAAGCGAGUCUGGAUAAGAGGACAUGCCUCUGACGACGACGACAACUGA
Messenger RNA from Aspergillus calidoustus, 783 nucleotides. The record is from the annotation of a GenBank genome assembly. Lineage: Eukaryota; Fungi; Ascomycota; Eurotiomycetes; Eurotiales; Aspergillaceae.